Messenger RNA from Racocetra persica, 825 nucleotides. The record is from the annotation of a GenBank genome assembly. Lineage: Eukaryota; Fungi; Glomeromycota; Glomeromycetes; Diversisporales; Gigasporaceae.
AUGCCUAAAACCAAACCAGGAUAUUACGCUGUACGAAAAGGACGUAAAACAGAAAUAUAUUUAACUUGGGAUGAAUGCAAAGUGCAAGUUAAUAAAUUCUCUAAUACUAUGUAUAAAAAAUUCCCGACUCGUACCGAAGCUCAAAAUUUUAUUGAAGGAAAACGUGAAGUUUCUGUAAUUUUAAACGACAGUAAAAUUCAAAUUUGGACAGAUAGAUCAUCAUUUAAUAAUAGUACAACAAGAGCUCAAGCAGGUAUUGAAGUAUUUUGGAAGGAUGAUGAUCCUAAUAAUUUAAGUGAAAGAUUACCCAGAUCAGAACAAACUAACAAUCGUGCUGAAAUUUAUUCUGUGAUUAGAGCUCUUGAAGUUUGUGAAAAUAAAACAAAACCUUUAGAAAUAAUGACAGAUAGUAAAUAUGUAAUUAACAUAAUUGAAGAUUGGGUUGAAAAAUGGGAAAAAAAUGGAUAUAUGAGUUAUAAUAAUAUACCAAUCAAAAAUCAAGAUUUAAUCAAAAGGUUAAAAAAAUUUAUUGAUAAUAGAAUAGGUACGGUUCGAUUGAUUCAUAUUAGAGGUUAUUGGGGAAAUUAUGGUAAUGAACAAGCUGAUAGAUUAGCUAAACAUGGAUCAUUACAAGAAGCGAGACAGAGUCGUAGCCGUAUCAUCGAUGUCAAAGACAUCAAUGAUUCGGGAACCUUAAAUCAUCAGAACGAAAACACAAAUUUUCGAAGACCGAUCAUGUUUCCUGAUGAUGAAGGUCACAUAACUGAAUAUAUUCAAAUCAAGUUGAGCGAUAAGCAAAAUGCUCUUCUUGAUAAAGAACGUUGA